Messenger RNA from Coprinopsis cinerea okayama7#130, 1596 nucleotides. RefSeq lists its product as hypothetical. Gene Ontology annotation, biological process: proteolysis. Bases 1 to 1596 code for a protein of 531 amino acids. The record is from RefSeq and is a predicted model, not a curated record. NCBI's taxonomy places the organism in Eukaryota, Fungi, Basidiomycota, Agaricomycetes, Agaricales, Psathyrellaceae. The transcript has 6 exons. Gene Ontology annotation, molecular function: cysteine-type peptidase activity.
AUGGACUACAAGUUUGUCAAGACUCUACUUUUGAUGCGUGACCUCAAAAUCAAUAUUCGGAAGCGGGCCAUCGCCCAAUUUCUCGAGUUCGAUCGACUCAAUCAAGCCUACGGCGGGAAGGAACAACCCCUUGGCACCAAUCUCCACCAGCUCACGCGCAAGGCCAUAGAGAACCGGCAGCCCGCCCUCAUGGCUGCGAUUGAGAGAUUCAACACUCACCGAGCGCAACUUGUCAAAUUUAUCAAACCCGAAUGGGGCAUUGUCCUCCCCCGUGAACUCCCGGUAAACCUCACAGAACUACGGGACCACUCCGAUCUCAUGGAGGACGUAUGGCUCACGCCCGCUACGGGGGGAGCCCCUCCUCCCAGGUGGUUAGAGAGUGUUGAUGUUCGCCGAGGCAUUCGGGCGAUGCUCACACUUGAGAGGUGCCAAGAGGAAAUCGUGCGCCUCAACCUAGAGGCUGACAACAUGUGUCGCUGGUACGGGCGAGAGAUUGCGAGCGUCGAAGUUGCAAUCAGGGAGACACCCAAUAGACAUAUCGUUUUUCUUCUUGAAGAACACCGGCGCCAAAUCCUCACCCUACCCGGUCGUUGGGCGAGUAAACAAGUUCCGAUCCAUCACUACGAAACCCAUUACAACCGCGCACAAGAGCUCCUUGCCGAGAUGGGGAUGAGCCCAGGCCAAGCCGCCUUGCGGUGGGUGGACCCUGUAGUACUCGAGCUGGGCGAUCCCGACAUUCAACCGUCGGAAGAUGCGGACACUGUGGAAUUGACAGAAGAAGGAUGUCGUCUGCUAGAUGAAGUAUGCGAGGACAGUUCCACGCAAGAACCUCCGCAGUACAUCCCAGCAGUCGUCUGGGAAGUUCCCACCUCGAUCGCACGGGAUACGGAAGUAGCCCGAGCCAUCACCAUCGACGCAGGACCGGGGACUCGCGACCACAGCCUCAGGAGAUUUAGGCUGACCCACCGGGUAGUUGACUUCCCCACGCAGGCCAUAGACAUUCUCAGUUCACAAGGCCGACAACUGGACGACGACUGCAUCAACGGUGGCGCAGCACUUCUGCAGCACCUCUUCACCCCGUUGAAUUCCCCAACCCCAGGCCUCAGCCCAGCGGAGCGGUGCGCCAUUCUCUCCACCUUCUCUCUCGUUUAUGUCAAGAAUAAGCGAGGAAUGAUGAAGGUAUGGGAUAUGGAGAAGGCCACCGAAUACUGGAGCAAGGAACUGUGGUUGCUCCCCAUGCAUCGCCCGGCGCCGGUCGAGCAUUGGGUCCUUUGCGCUAUAUACCCUCACCACAGGCAACUCCUUCUGUUUGACAGCUUUGGUGAGAAAGAGCCGUGGGCGGAUGAACUCCCGCUUAUCAUGAAGCUCAUCGAACACCUUGACUGGACAGCUUUCGCAGCCAACACCUCCACACUGCAGACGAGCUCUACGACGUGUGGACUGUGGGUCCUCGCGCAAAUCGUGGCGCAUGUACGGGGCUUCCACGUUACGGGUGCAUCAGAGCCGCAUCUUCAGCUUCUUCGAGCAUAUCUCUACCGUCAGAUCAUCAAUCAACUCCCCCUCCGGGAACUGCAUUCCAAUUACCACGCGCGUUGA